CCAAAAGCUGGAUAAUGUUUUAGUUAGGGAAAAGAUUUCAACCUCUGGACUCGUUGUUGAAAUAUAUUAGCUCAUAUCACAGGAAGCUACAGUUUGGCUAAGUGUGAAGUUAAGCAACGCUCUUGCUUUCUAGUUUGACUGCACCAUCGGUACUACUUUUCCUGCUACGCCUACUUUGUCUUGAGAACAGUACUUAGACCAAACAUCCUGAAAGCAAUACUUUCUGCUGAAAUAUGUAGCAUUUUACUUAUCCAUAUGCAAAUCACCUUUUGAUUUGAACAGCAGAUCAUUAUCUCAUGCAUUGUUUUUAUUGGUUGUCUGGUCAGUGUAGUGACAAGCGCAUCUUGCGGUGUUGUUACUGGUUGGUUCUAUGCCAACGUGUCAUGCGUUUACGGUAAGUGGGGUGUUGUAUGUAUGGGGACCGACCUAGGCAGGUGUGGCAAACAGGUGAACUGGAGCCAAAAGGACGUGUAAGGUGUCAGUUGUAUCUUGAAUAGCCAAGCUGUUUAUUUCCCAUCUCUAACACUUGACGUGGUACCUUGUUUGAUUAAAUUAUUUACAUUUAAUUUUCGUGUUCAAAUAACAUGCGAGUGGACAUUAUGCUGAACGACAACGCUGGAUACCGGCAAAAUUCAAAUAUAGGAUUAGCUCGCGAGUUCGUCAUGCCGUCUGAGCAGCAGAAGUUAAGUAGCUGUUAACAGGACUCAGGGCAUUAGUGGAAUUGUUUUGCACAACUUUUUUUGGAACGAGAUUUUGAAAUGGACCAGUGACGUCAUCUAUCGAGAUGCCAGGGUUGUUGAUUGUUAACUUCAGCUGAGACUGUUAUCAUCCCGGAACAUCGUAGCAUAUGGUAGUGUAAUGGUUGGGAGUUCUUCUUCCCUGAGACACCGCUGGAAUUUAGCCAUGGGGACACUGUGGAUAUUUUACUCUGCGACUAUGCCAGCCUUUCUGCUGCUUCUACUACUGGGUCCAUCUCUGAGGCUGUCUGAUGCCAUGUCCCGAGACGAGCGACAUAAGUUAAGAGACCAGGUGGUGGAGAUGUUUGACCACGCUUAUCAGAAUUACAUGGAACAUGCCUACCCAGCAGAUGAACUGAUGCCACUGACGUGCCGAGGGAGAGUGCGUGGGCAGGAGCCCAGUCGGGGAGAUGUGGAUGAUGCACUUGGAAAGUUCUCUCUAACCCUUAUUGACACGCUGGACACUCUAGUGCUGUUAAACAAAACUGCCGAGUUUGAGGCCGCUGUCAGAAAAGUCCUGUCAGACGUGCGGCUGGACAAUGACAUCGUGGUUUCUGUCUUUGAGACUAACAUCCGUGUACUGGGGGGACUUCUUGGGGGACAUUCGAUGGCUGUGAUGCUGAAGGACAGUGGACGCCACAUGCUAUGGUACAGGGACGAGCUGCUACAAAUGGCCAAAGACCUGGGGCUCAGACUUCUGCCUGCCUUUAACACCAGCAGUGGCCUGCCCUAUCCAAGGGUGAACUUGCGGUACGGCGUGAGGGGUCCAGAGACUCGAACAGGCACCGAAACGGACACCUGUACGGCCUGCGCUGGCACCAUGAUCCUUGAGUUUGCUGCUCUGAGCCGUUUCACCGGGGAUCCUAUAUUUGAGGCUCAUGCACGGAGAGCGCUCGACUUUCUGUGGGAGAAAAGACAAAGGAACAGUAAUCUCGUAGGAACGACCAUUAACAUUCAUUCUGGAGAGUGGGUUCGUCGAGAUAGCGGUGUGGGAGCUGGCAUCGACUCCUACUACGAGUACCUCCUUAAAGCUUACAUUCUGCUGGGAGACGACCAGUUACUCCAACGAUUCAACAUUCACUACGCAUCCAUAAUGAAGUACAUCAGCCAGCCCCCUCUGUUGCUUGACGUUCACAUCCACAAACCUCUGUUGCCUGCCCGGACCUGGAUGGACUCUCUCCUGGCCUUUUUCCCAGGUCUACAGGUUCUGAAGGGAGACAUUCGGCCUGCUAUAGAGACCCACGAGAUGCUUUAUCAGGUCACCAAGAAGCACAAUUUUCUCCCCGAGGCCUUUACUACUGAUUUCAGAGUGCACUGGGCUCAGCAUCCACUCCGGCCUGAGUUUGCAGAGAGCACCUACUUCUUGUACAAGGCCACCAGGGAUCCAUACUACCUGGAGGCGGGUCGCACCGUUCUUGAAAACUUGAACCGAUUCGCCCGCGUCCCCUGCGGCUUCGCCGCCAUGAAGGACGUGAGGACGGGAAGCCAUGAGGAUCGCAUGGAUUCGUUUUUCCUGGCAGAGAUGUUUAAGUAUCUCUUUCUGCUGUUCGCUGACGAGGAUGACUUACCCUUUGAUGUUGAGGACUACAUCUUCACCACGGAAGCUCAUCUUCUACCCCUUUCUUUGUCGACCACACCGCGUUCAAGGACAACCCCUGCUGUGAACACCGUGACAGAAGAAGAACUGGAAGACCCAAAUUUCGACUGGACCUGUCCCAACACACGUCUCCUCUUCCCUGACCCGGCUUUCCCCAGGAACCUCCGCGACCCAAUCAGGAGCGCCGUGGAUAAGAGCUGCCCACGCCCCUCUCUUCCCCGGGAGCCGGGAAUGGGUCGACCUCCUCUGCGUGCCCAGGACUUCAUGGCUAAUAACCCAGAGCAUCUGGAACUGCUGAGACGUAUGGGUGUGAGUCUCAUUCACCUGAAGGAUGGCCGAGUUCAGCUAGUGCAGCAUGCCUCACAGGCUGUUAGUGCUGUUGCGGCAGAGGACGGCAUGCGUUUCAUGCAGGAAAUGAUGGAACUGUCCAGCCAGCAGCAGAAAGAGCAGCUUCCUCCUCGCGCUGUCCAGAUCAUCUCCCACCCCUUCUUUGGCAGAGUGGUACUGACCGCUGGCCCGGCACAGUUUGGCACGGACCUGUCCAAGAGCAGCACGGGGGUGAGAGGAUUCGUAACGGUUGCUGAACCGUACAGCGGUUGCGCUGAACUGAGCAACGCGGCUUUUGUUCAGGGCCGGAUCGCUUUACUGCAGAGGGGCCAGUGCAUGUUUGCAGAGAAAGCCAGACACAUCCAGAAAGCAGGGGCCAUUGGAGGCAUCGUCAUCGACGAUAACGAGGGCAGCAGCAGUGACACGGCGCCGCUCUUCCAGAUGGCGGGAGACGGGCGGAACACCGAUGACAUCACUUUGCCCCUCCUCUUCCUGUUCCACAAGGAGGGCAACAUCCUGUUGGAGGCUCUGAAAGAGUACAGGGAGGUGGAGGUGUUGCUAAGCGAUAAAGCUCGAGACAGAGGUGGUGAUAGACUUGAGGAGGAGGAGGAUUGUUCAACUGAGGAAAAGGACCACAGUAGCCCCGCCCCCUCUACCACACUUGACCAAUCACAACCCAGUACUCAGGAAGAGCAGACAGAGGAAUCAGCCUUAGGUAAGGAGGAAGUGAAGCCAGAGCAGACAGUGGACAGUAAUGAAGUCACAGGGGCAGAGGAGGAGGAACUUUCUGACGAAGGAGACAGCCAAUCGGUGGACUCAUUGAUGGCUGAUUGGCAGGAGGACUUGGAGGCGUUCAAGCAAAUGGAAAAGGACGAACUUUGACGGCUCCUCUUCCUAGAUGAUUGAAGCGGUACGUUAACAGCCAUACAACCCAAGCCAGCAAGGACACCUGCCUGUUCAUCAGGACAGUAUCGGGGGGGGGUGUGGCAAUGACAAAAGCUGGCUUGAUUGACACACAGAUAGUGGUGUCUCCCUGCCUUCUCCCGUGUCCAGUUCUCAGGUGUUUAACACAGAUCGCCGCUUCUCUUACCCUUCGCCUCUUUUCACUCAUAGACUUUGGAUUCAACACAACCUCACACAAACUGAAUUCAAACUGAAUCAAAGCAUUCGCACAGGCAACGUGGAGCUCACGCCUGUUAUUAGUCUUCUCUUUGUCUUAUUUUAUGUCUUCCUCUUUCUGAAUGGAUUCCCUGGUAAUUGAAAUAUCUACUUUUAAGCUAUGGACGUCGAAUUAUUGGAUGACUCAUCAUCGAUUGGUGUAACUGUGACAAAAAAAAAAAAACCUGCUCUUUUCUAAUAGAAUUUGUACUAAUUUAAUUUGUCGGCUCAGUUACAGGGUCUGUGUCAAACUAUUUCAAUGGAUUUCACAUAUAACAAAAACAAGGAAAAAAAGAAGAGCUGAAGGCAAUGAAUCUUCAGUGAAUCUUUUGGACCCUUGCAGAAUGAUGGGACGUAUGACUGUUUCUGUAUGUACCUCGUUCGUUAUCGCAGGAUAUUUUGAGGAUCGGCUCGAUCGUACGUGUCUUACUCAGCUUCAUCUCAAAAUACAUAUUCCAAAAAACAGCCGCUGCAGAGCCGUCCUAGGUGGGGAAACCCCUUUGGAGCGACCGGAUGUCUGGGAGGGCAGACGGGGAUAGUUCUACAGCAUACGCGAUACGAGCAAAAGAGAAAUAUCAGGUGGACUUGAUACAUAUGAGUAAAAUCAAGCUGUUGACAAAUUGUUUCCAAGGACCAGCAGCCAGCAGCCCCUCUUCAGUAAUGGUCUGUUCUAAGACAAACCAGGGGGUGCUGAAGACAGUAGCAGACUAUAUCAUGUACUGUCCAGCAGGGGGAGUCGUUGUUUGGUGGUUCCAGAUGGAACUCGCUAAUUAAAUGGAGAGACCAAGUUCAGAGGCCAAUACCAUGGAUACACUCAAAUAAA
This is a messenger RNA of Chanos chanos (milkfish), 4642 nucleotides long. RefSeq names its product ER degradation enhancer, mannosidase alpha-like 3 (gene edem3). Lineage: Eukaryota; Metazoa; Chordata; Actinopteri; Gonorynchiformes; Chanidae. Gene Ontology annotation, cellular component: endoplasmic reticulum; membrane. The transcript is spliced from 20 exons. Gene Ontology annotation, biological process: endoplasmic reticulum mannose trimming; mannose trimming involved in glycoprotein ERAD pathway; carbohydrate metabolic process. The record is from RefSeq and is a predicted model, not a curated record. Gene Ontology annotation, molecular function: calcium ion binding; mannosyl-oligosaccharide 1,2-alpha-mannosidase activity. Bases 859 to 3543 code for a protein of 894 amino acids.